GAAAUUCUUCAUCAGAAGAUGGCCACUGCACAGUUGCAGAGAACUUCCAUGAGCGAGAUGGGAUUUCCCAAUAAGAUAUCAACUGAGCAGCAGUCUUUGCUGCUAGUGAAGAGGCUCCUAGCAAUUUCAGUAUCCUGCAUCACGUAUUUGAGAGGAAUAUUUCCAGAAUGUGCUUAUGGAACAAGAUAUUUUGAUGAUCUUUGUGUCAAAAUUCUGAGAGAAGAUAAAAAUUGUCCAGGAUCUACACAGUUAGUAAAGUGGAUGCUAGGAUGCUAUGAUGCUUUGCAGAAAAAAUAUCUAAGGAUGGUUGUUCUAGCUGUAUACACCAACCCAGAAGACCCACAGACAAUUUCAGAAUGUUACCAAUUUAAAUUCAAGUACACUGGGGAUGGACCUAUCAUGGACUUCAUAAGUAGAAACCAAACCACUGAAUCUAGUAUUUCAUCUGCUGACACCAAGAAAGCAAGUAUUCUCCUCAUUCGCAAGAUUUAUGUUCUAAUGCAAAAUCUGGAACCUUUACCUAAUGAUGUUUGUUUGACCAUGAAACUUUUUUACUAUGAUGAAGUUACACCCCCAGAUUACCAGCCUCCUGGUUUUAAGGAUGGUGAUUGUGAAGGAGUGAUAUUUGAAGGGGAGCCUAUGUAUUUAAAUGUGGGAGAAGUCCCAACACCUUUUCACACCUUCAAAGUAAAAGUGACCACUGAAAAAGAACGAAUGGAAAAUAUUGAUUCAACUAUAUUAUUUCCAAAACAAUUGAAAACACCACUUCAAAACAUUCUCAUGGAAAAAGAUGAUCUAGAAGAUGAACAGGAGCAUUCUGUAUCUGAUGGUUUUGACGUUGAAAUGAACACAGAAGAGCAGAAAAAAACUCCUGGGUCUUCUGAACUUGGAGAACCAAGUUUAGCUUAUGAGGAAGAUAAAAUUAAGAGAUCUAAAGAAAGUCCAGAUCUUUCAACUUCUCAUUCUCAGGUUGAGCAGUUAGUCAAUAAAACAUCUAAACUUGAUAUGUCUGAAAGCAAAACAAGAAGUGGAAAAAUCUUUCAGAAUAAAGUGGUUAAUGGAAAUCAACGAGUAAAAUCUUCUAAAGAAAAUCGGAAGAGAAGUCAACUUGAAUCGGGGAAAAAAGUUCUUCAUCACUUUGAUUCUGCUAGUCAAGAGUCAGUGCCAAAAAGAAGAAAGUUUAGUGAACCAAAGGAACAUAUAUAAACAUUAUUUAUCUUCUGCAUGUUUGCAAAGUUCAUCUCAACAUUAAAAGGGCACUAUAUUACUAUUCUAAGGUGUGUUUACCCUACUUCUGAAAACUUACAUGUAGUUUUGAGCAGCUAGUAAACUAAAAUGAAUAUCACAUUGUGAUCUUUAAUCUUACCUAAGACAAAUCCAAGAGCACUUUUGAAUAAAACCAAAAGUACCAGUGUCAUAAUAAGUUCUGUCCAUUAUCUACUGAAUACUGAUCUAUCUUCUUCCAUUUUGGUGGACACUUCCUUUAAACCUACAUUAAUUUUUAAGGCCCUCUAAAGCCAUUUUUGAAACAAAUAAUGUUUAUUUUGGUAUUAUAUUUUGUAAGGAAUUCAUUUUUUACUUAUGUUAAAACUAUACCAUUUAACUGGCUGUUUGCAAUUGUGUUAUUAAAACAAGGUUCUUUCAGUCCUUUGAUAUAGUAUAUUGAAAUGAUAAUAUAUAAUGUACAAUUAAACAUUGGUGCUUUACCUUUAAAAAUUUUUUUUACUACAAGAUGAAAUGAUGACUAAUUUUUAAA
This is a messenger RNA of Phyllostomus discolor (pale spear-nosed bat), 1756 nucleotides long. RefSeq names its product HORMA domain containing 1 (gene HORMAD1). The transcript is spliced from 14 exons. The coding region runs from base 19 to 1206 and encodes 395 amino acids. The record is from RefSeq and is a predicted model, not a curated record. NCBI's taxonomy places the organism in Eukaryota, Metazoa, Chordata, Mammalia, Chiroptera, Phyllostomidae.